AUGGCUACGACUGCCUCUCAGCGCCCGCUCAAGCGCGUCGCACGGCCUCAUCUCUCGACGGUGCCAUCACCGCAGCAGGCGCCUCUGGCAAGGACCGCAUCGACGUCCAAGGCCAAGACCGGCUCUCUCAAGCGCACGCGCUCGCUCGAGCAGACCAAUGACCGUGGAUCUCUUAAACGCCAAAAGGCGAUAGCGCCCUCUCCGGCCCGUUCGCCCGCCCGGCGAGCGCCACCUGCUGAGCGCGAGGAGGAGAAGGAGAUUAAGAAGGAAAUAAAGCGAGCAGAGAGGGAGAACUUCAAGGAGAAGUACUCAAAGGCGUUCCCCAAGUUCGCGUUCUACAUCCACGCCGACGUCAUGGAAGACGACCCGGAGGCCGCUCAGGGUUUGGUAUCUAGGAUUCAGUACUUGGGUGGCCAUAUCGAGGACUUCUUCUCUCGCGAUGGCGUCACGCACUUUAUCACGAACGAGCUACCUGAAGACGGUACUGUGCUCUCGAACAAGGAGAACCGCCGCUCUCGUUCCCGGAAUGGACCCCUCUUACAAAGUCCCAUCCACCUUAACGGAACGCAAGAAGAAGCGACCCAGUCCGCCGGCGCCACUUCGCUCGUGAGCAAGGCUCACGCAUGGAACAUGAAGAUCUGGAGUGUCGCAAAGCUCGAGAGUGUACUCGACCGCUGCGACGUACCCCAGUUCCCCUCUGACCGUCACGCACCACGCAAUGCUCAGGCGGCAGGCGGCCGCUCCCUCAUGUCUCUCGUCGAGCAUGAACGUCUCUACGGUGCCGUGGACAGCUCGUCUCGGAACCCGGACAUGCACUUCUUCUCCAGAGACUCGUGCUUCGUGUUGGUCGAAGACAUGACGUCGCAGUUGGCCACCAUCCACGCUGCGGAGUUUCCCUGUCGGUGGACAAGAGAUGGUCCUACGGGUGGCACCUGGCCGAAACUGUACGCUCACCCCGAAGUUCGCAACCCAUUCACGGAGCCGAACGAGCGUGAGUUCCGGCGGUGGCGACGCGAUCUGGAGCAAGACAAGCAGAAGAAGGACGAGCAUGAACGCGAGCAGUUGCAGGCUCUUGAACGUGAACGUCGGCGUGCCGCCGAGGCAGAGCGACUGCAGCAGGCGCAACAGGCGGGUGACCUCCGACGUUCGGCUUCGAUGAUGAACCUCCGCAGACGCGCCAUAUCCAACGCUAGCGAGCGAGCGCCGGGCGAAUCCAUGUUCGACACUCCCGAGAUGCUCGAGUCGGCCAAUGCGUCGGGGUACCUGCGCUCGCAGUAUGCCGCUGCAUCCGGUAACAGCGUCGCCAUCACCAGUACGACGGGCACCACAACGUCCGCUGGGAACUCGUUGCUGCGUAGCGCACAGCUUCCAGCGGCACUUCGUGGCAAGGAGGUCAACACUACCAUGAAAGCCAACGGGCGCGUGAAGAGCAUGAUGGGUCCACCGCCCGAUCCGCCCCAGAAGGCGUUGAGGAAGAGCAAGAGUACGACUACCAUGCGGUUGCCGAAACGCGAGGAGGGUGCGAAACCAGGGUACUGCGAGAAUUGCCGCAAGAAGUACGAUGACUUUGAGACGCACAUCAACUCCAAGCGGCAUCUCAACUUCGCCAUGGACGACAAGCACUUCGAGGCCUUGGACAUGGUUCUCUCGCGCAUCUCGCGCCCUAUGCGUCGAGAUUAUAUCGCGCAACAUUACCCGCAAACCGAAGAGCUGCAGGAGUACGACCAAGACCCUGCCACGCCCAGUGAGGCGCACGUCGACCGUCAACUUCGCUCAUCGAGUCAACCCGUCUCCGACUACCUCCCUCAGCCUCAACCCUACGUCUUCGCGGGCGAACUCGAGUAUGACGACCAGGAUGGUCUUGACGUACAGGUCCAGAUGGAAGGUCUUGAGGCUUGA
Molecule: messenger RNA, 1899 nt
Organism: Peniophora sp. CBMAI 1063
Lineage: Eukaryota; Fungi; Basidiomycota; Agaricomycetes; Russulales; Peniophoraceae
Source: the annotation of a GenBank genome assembly